Molecule: messenger RNA, 2169 nt
Organism: Arthroderma uncinatum
Lineage: Eukaryota; Fungi; Ascomycota; Eurotiomycetes; Onygenales; Arthrodermataceae
Product: peroxin 8
Exons: 4
Coding region: 1-2169 (722 amino acids)
Source: RefSeq, a predicted model, not a curated record
AUGGACCUGGGGAAGCUUCGCUCGAUUAUCACUAUUCAUGGGACCUUUGAGGAUAGCCAGAGUCCGCUGCCUAUAUUCAAUGCAACAAGAGAGGAGAUAAAGUACACCAUGGGGACUGAAAGGUCUCUCGCAACGCUUUUGCGGUCACUCCAGACUGCGACAUCUCCACAAGACGCUCAUAGUCUCUUACCAUCAGCAUUGGGUCAUUUAACUCUACUCACCAAUCCAUUGAACGUCACGCUUCUAUCAACUCAGCUACUUUGCUCAGAAUCACUGUGGGAGCAGGCUCCCCUUGAUCUACACGCUUGUCGGCGGAUUCUGAGCGUCUUCAACACCGGUGCGAUCACCAUCGUAAACCAUGAAUCCGCUUACGAUCCGCACUCUCCGAACCUGCAACGACGUGGACUUCAACGGGAAGACUGGUUGAAGGCAGUGGUAAAUGGUGCGGACGAUAAAUCCCCACGAUGGCGCCAUCUCCUUCUACUUGGUGGACUUUUGCUAGGAUUCGAAGGCCAAAAUCGUCGAAGCUUACCGUAUAAUUUAAGGAAGAAACUCGAAGCUGCCCUAGUGACUGUUAUACAACUAUCUCUCGAGGAACUUGGAUCUACGCCGAAGAUAGCUGCUUACACCAUUGUUCUCGUUCUAAACUAUACCUUUGAGCUACUUUCAGAUUGGGAACGCAGUAGGAUUAAUUAUGAUAUCUUACUUCCCGUGCUAGCAGACACUGCAUUUCUCUCAUCUGAAGGACUUGAAUCUGGAUACUUCCUUGGCUCCAUCGAUAGAGGUAUCGAGGAACUCCGUGGCCAGGGCAAAUUUGGAUGGCCAGAAAACUCGCCAUCUUAUCACCAGGCCGCGGCUAUAUUAGCAAGGCCUCUUGUCUCUUCGUUUGGCCCGUUAUCUAGGUUGAUAGCCCAUGCAAUCGAAAACACUAGCAAUAGGGGCCAGGUGAUGCUGGUGCUGGACUCGCUCUUCGAGCUAUCAAGAACGCUGAUGGUUCAAUGGCGCCAGAACAAAUUAUCAGAAAUCGACCAAUCCGAGGAACCUGAAUUUUUAGAUGCGGCCUCGAUACAAACCACAGUCCCUACCUUAUGGAAAUUACUAAAUAUACCACUUUUUUCUUUCAUCAUUGUCCUCCGUGCAAUUCUAGGAAGGGUUCUUAACGAUCCUAUUCUGGCUUCCGAUAGGAGCAGCCCUUUCAUUGCUUCCAAAGCCCUAAAAUCUCUACGACACCUUUCCUUUAUUACUGCUAGAGCUGGAUAUAGUAGCUCGUCGCAAUAUGUCUUUGUUAAUCUCACCGCCAUUGACAUCCUCGCACAAUACCCUGACUUAUCAGAAGAUUUCUUGGAAGAGAUCCGGCCAUCCGACCCGUCAAAGAUUCCCGCUCAUCCACUCGACAGAUGUCUAGACCUCUUCUUCCUCAACACGGCUGAACAUUUCAGUUUGAUAGUUUCACCUGCGCUAAAUGAGCGCCUCCUAAUAACAGCAGCACAACCUUACCUUGCAUCCGGUGGGAACAACCACCUUUUGGAAAUUUUUGAAGCAGCCCACAGCGUGGUACUUGCCGUCCUUGCUGCUCCACAAAGCGCUGAUAUGGCCACAAGGCAUCUCCCGUACUACGUUGAUACCCUAUUUACCGUUUUCCCUCAGAACUUAUCCGCGAGACAAUUCCGGCUCGCGUUCAAAACCAUCCUCAAGAUAACGGCGCCUCCGUCCCCUCUUGCCAAUAGUCAACCUUAUCUACCUUCAGUUCUUCUUCAACUCUUAUAUGACAGGGCCUUAAGUGCGCCUACAACCCCACUUUUACCUCCAGCCACUGACUCGACUCCAAAACCAGCAUCCGAGGAUCUGUCUGAGCAGGCUGUCCUCGCGAUGACUAUAAUCGAUUCUUUGCCGUUUCUUCGAGUAGAACUGCUUGAAGAUUGGUUAGACCUUACGGCUGAUUUAAUAAACCACAUUCCUGAUAAAGAGAUGAGGAGAAAAUGUCAAGAGAGGUUUUGGGACACGCUGAGCAACGGGGACAUGGACGUUGAAAGGGCCAACUUUUGUGUGACGUGGUGGAGUACACGGGGAGGGAGAGAUAUGGUCUUACAGAAAUCAGAGGAAGAGGAUGCUCAGCUUUUGAGCAUGAGCGGUGGCUUGCUCUCACAACCCAUUCAGAGUAAGCUGUAG